Oncorhynchus nerka (sockeye salmon) is the source of this 1285-nucleotide messenger RNA. RefSeq names its product protein NLRC3-like. The record is from RefSeq and is a predicted model, not a curated record. Gene Ontology annotation, biological process: intracellular signal transduction. The transcript has 4 exons. The coding region runs from base 239 to 1285 and encodes 348 amino acids. NCBI's taxonomy places the organism in Eukaryota, Metazoa, Chordata, Actinopteri, Salmoniformes, Salmonidae.
CAAUCCCAUACCAUGAUUAGAUAGAGAAAAAACACACCAAUCUCUUUCAGAAAUGCUUUGAACAAUAAAAGCUAAUUUACUAACAUUUCUGAAAAGUGAUAUAUAGUGUUUUGGAAUGAAACUCUUCUGUUUCCCCAUCUGAGCUCAGAGAAGAUGAGAGAUGUAAUGUUUGUCUCUGUUGUGUUGAAGACCAAUCAAGCAGGAGAGACCAGCCACCCCUGUUCCCAGCUGUGUGUCCAUGAAGAGUGACUGGUCUAUGGAUCAACCUAUAGUGUUUAGAGAGGGAGACUUUUCUACUGAACAAAGAAACCAACAGGAGAGAUCAGAGUCAGAGAUUCUCAGUGGUCAGUCUUCCCAGAGUCAUCAAACAGACCUGGCCUCCAUAUUCAGUAUGCUUGAAGAUAAAAUUAUGACAUUUGUGAAGAACGAGCUGAAGAUGUUCAAGAGGAUUCUUGGUCCAGAACUCCCAGAAGGCUUUGAGAGUCAGAAGCAGGAUAAGGAAGUGGUGGACGCUGAAGAUGAGAAGCAGGAGAGCAGUGCCAGAGAGGGGGCUCUGAAGAUCACACUGCACAUCCUGAGGAAAAUGAACCAGAAGGAGCUUGCUGACACACUGGAGAAAUAUUCAGAUGAUCCUGCUGUGAUUUGCCAACGUGAACUCAAAUCUAAUCUAAAGAAGAAGUUUCAAUGUGUAUUUGAGGGGAUCGCUAAACAAGGAAACCCAACACUUCUCAAUAAGAUCUACACAGAGCUCUACAUCACAGAGGGUGGAACAGGAGAGGUCAAUAAUGAACAUGAGCUGAGACAGAUUGAGACAACAACCAGGAAACAAGCAAGACCAGAGACUGCAAUCAAAUGUAACGACAUCUUCAAACCCUUAACUGGACAAGACAAACCUAUCAGAACUGUGCUGACAAAGGGAGUCGCUGGCAUUGGAAAAACAGUCUCUGUGCAGAAGUUCAUUCUGGACUGGGCUGAAGGAAAAGCAAAUCAGGAUGUCCAAUUUGUAUUUUCAUUCCCUUUUCGGGAGCUGAAUUUGAUGAAAGGGGACAAACACACUUUCAUUGAACUUCUUAAUCACUUCUCAAUGGAAACUAAACAAUCAGGAAUCUCCAACUACAACAAGUACAAAGUUCUGUUCAUCUUUGAUGGUCUGGAUGAGUGCCGACUGCCCCUAGACUUCCAGAAGAACAAGAUCUGUUGGGACGUCACAGAGUCAACCUCAGUGGAUGUUCUGCUGACAAAUCUCAUCAAGGGAAAUCUGCUCCCUCUGCUCUCCUCUGGAUAA